Molecule: messenger RNA, 3704 nt
Organism: Trifolium pratense (red clover)
Lineage: Eukaryota; Viridiplantae; Streptophyta; Magnoliopsida; Fabales; Fabaceae
Product: protein CHROMATIN REMODELING 24
Exons: 27
Coding region: 150-3404 (1084 amino acids)
Molecular function (GO): ATP binding; ATP-dependent chromatin remodeler activity; DNA translocase activity
Source: RefSeq, a predicted model, not a curated record
ACGUUAUCUCUUGCAAAAUUCAAAUUUAGCGUAGAAAGCGGGAAUUUAAACACUCACUGAAAAAUCGCAGCUAUAUAAUAACACCUUUCUCGUUCUGUAUUUUGUACCGUUGAAAAACCCUUUUCAUUUUCUCACGCUCUUCAUUUUCAAUGGCGAACAAGAGCGUGAAGAAACCACAGAGUCUCAACGAUAGUCACUAUCGUUUCCUUCAAGAUCUCUCCGCUCCUCCCAAACCCUCAUCCAAACCACUCGAUGACGAAUCCGAUACACCGAUUCAACCUCGAAGCCUCUUCUACCAAGAUGUUGAUGACGAUACUAUUCCUCAGUUUUCUGCUAUCACCGACUUCGAUUCUCCAAUCGAUCAAAAUUCACCGGAGAAUAUUGAACCAGUUAGGGUAGAAGAAGCUCCUGUUCGGAAUGAUGUUCCCAAGUUUUCCGAUAAUAGUUCACUUAGUCAACAUUCUUCUAUGGAGAAUCGCCAAUCACGUGUGGUGGUAGAAGAAGCUCCUCUUUCUAACAAGGUUCCAAAGUUUUUUGAUGAAUAUUCUCAUCGUCAAAAUUCUCGGGAGAAUUGUAAACCAGUUAAGGCUGUAGAAGCUCCUCUUAGUCAAAAUUAUGCAGAGAAUCGCCAACCAGUAAAGGCAGUAGAAGCUCCUCUUAGUCAAAAUUAUGCAGAGAAUCGCCAACCAGUUAAGGUAAAAGAAGCUUUUCUUCCAAAGGAGGUUCUACAGGGUUUGGAUAAUAAUUCUCUUAAGGAAGAAAAGAAUACCAAGGUUAAGGUGCAGGGGCGCCGCCGCCUUUGCAAAGCUGCAGAUAAAGAGGCUGUCAAAAAGGUUGCAGUUGAUGAACCUAAGCUUGAUGAUCUUGCUGACUUUGAUUCGCCUAUUCCGGUGCGGAAAAAUGUGAUUGAGAUUGAGGAAAGUAAGGGUAAGAGUCAAAUUAGGGAUAUUUUGAAUGACCUAACCUCCAGGUUUGAUGCGUUAUCGGUUGAGAAGAAGCCGCAGCCCAAACCGGUGCCAAAGCCUGUUGAGCGUUUUGAAGGAGGGAAAGAAAUUUUUGAAGAUGAGGGUUUGGAGUUUGGGAGUGCUGGAUCUUCAUUUUCUCAGAAACAGGAGCGCCAUGACACCUCAUCAAAGGAUACUAAGAAUGAUAGUGGUGAUAUUGGGUAUGAAUCAGAUGAUUCGGUUCAAGUGUUGGAUCACUUUGAGCCUGAGAAUGAUGGCUCUAUAACAUUGAGUGACCCACGGUCUACAUAUAAGUUGCAGCCUAAGAUUGCAAAAAUGUUGUAUCCACAUCAGCGGGAAGGAUUAAAGUGGCUCUGGUCAUUGCAUGUUCGGGGUAAAGGUGGAAUUUUGGGAGAUGACAUGGGUUUGGGAAAAACAAUGCAGAUUUGUGGCUUUCUGGCUGGACUGUUUUAUUCACGUUUAAUUAGAAGGGUAUUGGUUGUGGCCCCAAAAACACUAUUGCCACAUUGGAUCAAAGAGUUAUCGGCUGUUGGUCUAUCUGAGAAGACAAGAGAAUAUUUUGGAUCCUGUGCAAAACUCAGAGAAUAUGAACUUCAGUACAUACUUCAGGACAAAGGUGUUCUUCUCACCACUUAUGAUAUUGUCCGCAACAAUACCAAGUCCUUAAAGGGGCAUAGUUAUGUAGAAGAUGAUGAAGAUAGCCCCACGUGGGACUACAUGAUACUUGAUGAGGGCCACCUUAUAAAGAACCCAAGCACUCAGAGAGCUAAAAGUUUGCUCGAGAUACCCAGUGCUCAUCGCAUUAUCAUUAGUGGCACGCCAUUGCAAAAUAAUCUCAAGGAAUUGUGGGCAUUGUUCAAUUUCUGCUGCCCUGAGUUGCUUGGUGACAAAAAAUGGUUCAAAGAUAAAUAUGAAACACCUAUACUUCGUGGAAAUGAUAAAAAUGCUUCUGACAGAGACAAGCGUGUUGGUUCAGCUAUAGCAAAGGAGCUAAGGGAUCAUAUUCAGCCUUACUUUUUGAGACGUUUAAAGAGUGAGGUUUUCAAUCAAGAUACAGAAAAAACAACAGCAAAGCUUUCUCAGAAACGAGAAAUCAUUGUGUGGCUUCGGUUGACCAAUAUCCAGCGGCAUCUUUAUGAAGCAUUUCUGAAGAGUGAGAUUGUUCUCUCAGCAUUUGAUGGUUCACCACUGGCUGCCCUUACAAUUUUGAAGAAAAUAUGUGAUCAUCCACUUCUGUUGACCAAGCGGGCAGCUGAGGAUGUAUUGGAAGGGAUGGACUCCAUGCUAAAGCCAGAUGAGGUUAAUGUUGCAGAGAAAUUGGCGAUGCAUAUAGCAGAUGUUGCAGAAACAGACAAGUUUAAAGAUGAGCAUGAUGUAUCAUGCAAAAUUACUUUCAUCAUGUCAUUGUUGGAUAAUUUGAUCCCUGAAGGGCAUAGGGUGCUUAUCUUUUCUCAGACUCGCAAGAUGCUUAAUCUUAUUCAGGAAUGCAUAACAUCUAAAGGUUAUGACUUUUUACGAAUUGAUGGCACAACAAAAUCCUGUGACAGAAUAAAAGUUGUUGAUGAUUUCCAAGAUGGUGUUGGAGCUCCAAUAUUUUUGUUGACUUCUCAGGUUGGUGGUUUAGGACUGACACUUACAAGAGCAGAUCGUGUUAUUGUUGUUGAUCCUGCUUGGAACCCGAGUACUGAUAAUCAAAGUGUUGACCGAGCAUAUCGUAUUGGACAAAAGAAAGAUGUUAUUGUCUAUAGACUGAUGACAUGUGGAACUGUUGAAGAAAAGAUCUACAGGAAGCAGGUAUAUAAAGGAGGACUAUUCAAAACAGUUUCUGAAAAGAAAGAACAAACUCGCUACUUUUGCCAGCAGGAUCUUAAGGAGCUUUUCAGCCUCCCAAAAGAAGGAUUUGAUGUGUCUGUUACCCAACGGCAAUUGGCUGAGAAACAUGAUUCUCAACAUAUAGUGGAUGACUCUUUCCAUGCACAUAUAGAGUUCUUGAAAAGUCAGGGCAUAGCUGGUGUUAGUCACCACAGUUUACUGUUUUCCAAGACAGAGCCAGUUCAAGAAGCUCCUGAGCAUGAAGUAGCAAGGGUUCAUAAUACUCAUUAUAUGGGAACUUCUUCGUCGUCGUCAUAUUCACGCGAGCAAAUUGUUGACGGUGCUGCAUUUGCUUUUAAUCCUAAGGAUGUUAAUUUACACAAAAAAGACUCUUCUCCAAGUAGUGUUGGUAAAUUGACUGAGUUAGAAAUCAAGGAUAGAAUUUAUCGGCUCUCCCAAAUGCUCUCAAAUACGGUGAUGAUUUCUAAAUUACCUGAUAAAGGAGAGAAACUUAAAAAUCGGAUUGUGGAGCUGAAUCGAGAGCUUACUAAACUGAAGAUGGAACAAACAAACGUAGUUGAUUUGGAUGAUAUUACCGAUGAAUUUGAAAAGGUGUUAAAUGUAUAGCUUUUUAUUAUUUUUAUUAUUAUUAUUUAUAGGAAACAAUGUUAAUAGAACUAUUUCCUCGGUUGUGGUAGAAAAUGGUUGUCAAAUGUCAACUUACUGGUUGAAGGUUUUGUAAAAUGAAACUUCCUACUGCAUUGUCCAUACGGAAAUGUUACGCUGGACCGAGAAAACAAGUGUUGUUGAAUUGAAUUUUGUUAGUAUGGGUGGGAAUCAAUACUACUCUACUAGUACAUUAAAUCCAACUUUUAUUUAUUGAAAGUUUUGUAUACUAAUGAAAUAAUUCUCAACUGAGUUAAUUCA